AUGUCGAAGGACCUGUCAGUGACCCAGUCGGCUCAGUACGUUGGGCCAUACCGGUUGGAAAAGACGCUUGGGAAGGGUCAGACAGGUUUGGUGAAGCUUGGGGUACACUGUGUCACUGGACAGAAGGUGGCCAUCAAAAUAGUCAACAGAGAGAAACUUUCAGAGUCAGUCUUGAUGAAAGUGGAGAGAGAGAUUGCAAUUCUGAAGUUGAUUGAGCAUCCACAUGUGUUGAAACUGCAUGAUGUUUAUGAAAAUAACAAACACUUGUAUCUGGUGUUAGAACAUGUUUCUGGUGGGGAGCUUUUUGACUACUUGGUGAAGAAAGGGAGGUUGACACCCAAAGAGGCUAGAAAAUUCUUCAGACAAAUCAUAUCAGCCCUUGAUUUCUGUCACAGUCAUUCAAUAUGUCACAGAGACCUGAAGCCAGAAAACCUCCUACUGGAUGAGAAGAAUAAUAUCAGGAUUGCUGACUUUGGCAUGGCCUCCCUGCAGGUGGGGGACAGCCUGCUAGAGACAAGCUGUGGAUCUCCGCACUAUGCUUGUCCGGAGGUCAUCAGGGGGGAGAAAUAUGACGGGCGUCGAGCGGACGUCUGGAGCUGUGGGGUCAUCCUCUUUGCCCUGCUAGUGGGUGCGCUCCCGUUUGACCAUGAUAACCUGAGGCAGUUACUGGAGAAGGUGAAGAGUGGAGUGUUCCACAUGCCUCAUUUCAUUCCCCCAGACUGUCAGUCUCUCCUCAGGGGCAUGAUUGAGGUUGACCCUGAAAAACGCCUCUCGCUUGAGGCCAUUCAGAAGCAUGCCUGGUAUCAGGCGGGACGUAAUGAGCCAUGUCCAGAGCAGCCUCCUCCAAGGCGUGUAUGUGUGAAACGGAUCCUGUCAUUGACAGAUCUAGACCCAGAUGUGCUGGACAGCAUGCACUCCUUGGGCUGCUUCAGAGACCGUGUCAAACUCACCAGAGACCUGCAAUGUGAAGAAGAAAACCAAGAAAAAAUGAUCUAUUACCUGCUCCUGGAUCGAAAAGAACGAUAUCCCAGCUAUGAGGAUGAAGAUCUGCCACCCAGAAAUGAUAUAGACCCUCCGCGAAAGCGUGUGGAUUCACCCAUGCUGACCCGGCACGGGCGCUGUCGGCCAGAGAGGAAGAGCCUGGAAGUGCUGAGCGUGACAGAACAAGGCUCCCCUACACCGCCACGCAGGGCACUGGAUACGUCCGUGCACAGCCAGAGAUCGAGAUCAGUUAGUGGAGCAUCAACUGGUCUGUCCUCCAGUCCACUAAGCAGUCCCAGGGUCACCCCUCAGGGCUCCCCCUUGCCCACCCCUCUGGGGACACCUGUUCAUCACCCCCACCACCCACCUGCUACCCCUCCCUCUUCCUCUUCCUCUUCUUCUUCUUCCCGCGCUGAGGGUGGUGGCGUCGGUGUCGGUUCACUCUCAUUGACCCCACCCUCCAGUCCUGGAGGGGGUGGUGGUAUGGCAGCCAGUAGCUCGGCACAUUGGAGAACACGCCUUAACUCCUUCAAGAACAACUUGCUGGGGUCACCUAGGUUCCACCGCCGCAAACUGCAAGUUCCCACUUCGGAGGAUAUGUCUAGCCUAACACCAGAGUCUAGCCCAGAGUUGGCUAAGAGGUCCUGGUUUGGAAACUUUAUCACCCUAGAGAAGGAGGAGCAGAUUUUUGUGGUGAUCAGAGACAAACCACUCAGCUCUAUCAAGGCUGACAUCGUCCAUGCCUUCCUCUCAAUUCCAUCUCUCAGCCACAGUGUCAUCUCUCAAACAAGUUUCCGGGCAGAGUACAAGUCCUCUGGAGGUCCGUCCGUCUUCCAGAAGCCUGUGAAAUUCCAAGUGGACAUCUCCUUCUCUGAGGGAGAGAGGGCAAGAGAGAGGGAAAGAGAGAGGGAUGGUAAGAGGGAUUUUGGAAUCUACAGUGUCACCUUCACUCUCAUAUCAGGACCCAGCCGCCGAUUUAAGAGGGUGGUUGAGACGAUUCAAGCCCAGUUGCUCAGCACUCAUGACCAGCCUUCUGUACAGGCUCUUGCUGAUGAGAAAAAUGGACGCCCUCCUGGAACUCCAACCAGACAGAACUCUCGUCGAUCAGAGGGCGGGGCAGAUCGCUGUGAGUGGGUAGAUCGAGGAGACAGUGGGGUCUUGCUCCAACGCAGGGGCUCAGGCAAAGAGCGGACCCGUCUGCUGUCCUCCAAUGGGACCCAGUCAUAA
Chanos chanos (milkfish) is the source of this 2208-nucleotide messenger RNA. RefSeq names its product BR serine/threonine kinase 1a (gene brsk1a). The coding region runs from base 1 to 2208 and encodes 735 amino acids. The transcript has 19 exons. Gene Ontology annotation, molecular function: protein serine/threonine kinase activity; ATP binding. Lineage: Eukaryota; Metazoa; Chordata; Actinopteri; Gonorynchiformes; Chanidae. Gene Ontology annotation, cellular component: cytoplasm. The record is from RefSeq and is a predicted model, not a curated record. Gene Ontology annotation, biological process: intracellular signal transduction; protein phosphorylation.